Messenger RNA from Paralichthys olivaceus (Japanese flounder), 2384 nucleotides. It is a transcript of the gene b3galt4, whose product is annotated as UDP-Gal:betaGlcNAc beta 1,3-galactosyltransferase, polypeptide 4. Gene Ontology annotation, molecular function: N-acetyl-beta-D-glucosaminide beta-(1,3)-galactosyltransferase activity. Lineage: Eukaryota; Metazoa; Chordata; Actinopteri; Pleuronectiformes; Paralichthyidae. Gene Ontology annotation, cellular component: Golgi membrane. The record is from RefSeq and is a predicted model, not a curated record.
GCUAUACACGCAGACCAGAGACCGGAAAAUAAAAAGCUGCACCUCACAAGCAAAAAAGCCAUCGCAUCAUCAGAGAGGGGCAUCAGGACGCGUUUCAACACAGUAGGGUGGAGUAAAGAGCCAGAGCAGCUCCGGGCUGUUGUCGAGCGUCUCCUUUGCGCAGAUGCAGGCUCUUGCAGCUCUGUGAAAACUGACUGAGCUGCGGCAUCAACACAAGAGAAGGUACUUUUUUUACUGAAUCUCUGUCUCCUGCUGCUGCUCUGGAUACUGUCUAUCAUCUGCACCCGUGAGCAAAGACACCGAGAGCGGAGGAGACGCGCAAUUACGCAAUGAAAGGCAAUUGCUUCUAGGGAGGGAAGACAAGGGGGAGACGGGGGGAGCUGCAGCAGCCAUCGCUUUCUCCAGAGCUGAGGUCGGUCAUGGUGGGACGGGGACUCUGGGGGUGUAAACCCCGGCUCGGGAAGCGAGGGAGCAAGUUCGGUGUUCUGCCUUAUUUGUGCGCUGCGGCGGUGUGCGCGGCGCUGCUGGCCCUGCUCUUCGUGGACCUCAUUGAGUCAUGGGUCACCUCCAUGAGCAUGAACAGCGUGGUGGAGCCGCACGUCGGCAUCAUCCCCCCGCAGAGCGUCCCCCCCACCAGACCCGAGGAAUUCCUGCUCAUGCCCAGCCCGCUCGUGUGCCAGCGUGCCAAGCCUUACCUCAUCACUAUGGUCACCACGGCCCCCGCCAACCAAAGGGCCCGCCAGGCCAUCCGAGACACCUGGGGAGGAGAGGUGGAGGUGAGGGGCCUGCGGGUCAUGACCCUUUUCAUGGUGGGCGUUGCGUCUGGCCCGGGACUGGCCAAGCUGCUGAUAGAGGAGGCCCGGGAGCGAGGGGAUCUGGUCCAGGGGCGGUUUUUGGACACCUAUUCCAACCUCACCUUGAAGACCCUGUCCAUGCUGGGCUGGGCCCGCAGAUUCUGCCCUCAGGCCCACUUCAUGGCCAAAGUGGACGAUGAUGUUCUCUUCAAUCCCAGCGCCCUUCUGCACUUCCUGAACAAGAGCCGUAACCCCUAUGAACAAGGAGACCUCUACCUUGGCAGGGUGCAUCUCCAUGUGGCUCCAGACCGUGAUCCAGACAGCAAGCACUACCUCCCUUCAGGAGCCUACCCUCCCUCUGUCUUCCCAGACUAUUGCAGUGGCACGGCCUACAUUCUAUCACGCUCUGCAUUGCUCAAAAUCUCCCUGGCAGCCUCUGCUUCACCUUUAUCCACACCUCUCCCCCCUGAGGAUGUGUUUGUGGGUCUAUGUGCCCGGGCUGCUGGCGUGCUGCCGUCACACUGCCCACUCUUCUCUGGUGGUCCAGGCGUUCCCUAUGGGCGCUGCUGUUACCAGGCCAUGGUGUCCAUCCACCACAUACCACCCAGGGAGAUGCUGCACCUCUGGGCCGAUGUUCACUCUUCUCCUCCCUGCUCUUGGCUGAGUCUUCAUGCUUCACUGGGGAUGUGCAAAGUCAGGGCGAUGCUUGGGUCGGCUCUGGGAUUAGAGCAGGGGUUGUGAGGUUUAUUUAAGCAUGGAACAGGAAACAGUGGGGCUGUGCCUCGCUUCAAUGCUGUGAACAACGCAGGUGCUCUUCAGAAUGUGAAACUGCACCACGUGUGCGCUGAGAAAAUGGCAGUUUAUUUUUAUAGCUUUAUUUUUUUAAAAACUAUUUAACAGGCUUUUUUGCAGAAAAGGAGACUAUCAGCUGGUAGUGUGAAGAAUCUCACCUUUAAAAACCUCCCGAAACUUACAGCAUCCUGCAUUACAUUACAUUGACACGUACUGUAGAUGUAGAACAAAUGAUGUUGGCAUGCUGAUAGUGUAUAGCCAGGAAGUACUUCUUUUGCCAUAUAAGCUCUGACAUCUAAUAGCUGCUGCUGUCAUAUAUGUAGUUUAUCACCAGGUGCUUAAAUUGUAUAUGAUAGUCUAAUAAGAUGCUUAAAUGCAUGUCUCCAAAAAACAGUGCAGGUGAACUCACAAAAUGCAUAUGUAGGAAGGUACGUGCAUCGACGGGGCAUUAAUUGGUCUGUUGGAGACAUUUUGGCUCAGUAAUUCUGCUGCACCAAAAACAACAGUGAAGAUUAUAUGAUACUUCUAAACGCUAUGAAAUGCCACAAAAUAUGAUUUCAGUAUUUGAACCUCUUGUCUGUAAUGGUGAAAUCGAACAUGAAGUCAAGUGCGAAUGAGAGUUUUGUGCUGUUGUGUCUAGACUGACGUUUAGUCUCUGCUAUCGGUCAGUAUGGGAUGAUGAAUAGAUUUUUAAAGUUUGCAAUAUGUUAAAGUGUUAAGUGUUCCUCCUGUAAACGUGGAGGUCAGUGUGUUUACACUCAGGAAAUAUAGGUACGAGUCCACUACUGUCACAAAUAA